CUGUCCCCAGAGUAAGAUAGUUUUUGACGCCAGAGCAGCCAGCAUGAGCUUCAACUUUCCUAUACCUGACUGGGGCGAUGAUGAGGGCUUCCACUACCCGGGCAUAAGUAUUGAUGAAGAGAUUGUUAUCAAGGAGAAGUCAAAGAAUAAGAAGAGGAAGCUCAAUGGUGAUGGCACAUUUGAGAAGCAUAAGCAAGAGGAUUGGGAGGUUACACUGCAAGCCUCCAAGAAAAAGAAAACAGGCAAGAUAGAUACAGUGACUGAGAUCAAGAAAAUUCAAGGCACAAAGGAACUCACUAGAAGUGAACCAAAGAAGAUAAAAAAGGAAGAAACAAAGAACAAGACCAAAAAGACAUUCUCAAACCAAGAGAAUCAGAAUCAUGCCUCAGAACUUCAGAAUAAGACAGGCAAUAAAAACAAAAAGAAGAAGAAUAGGAAAAACAAUAAGUACAAAGAACUUAACGAAAGACAAAAAGAAGAGAGGAUAGCAAGUCAAACUAGUAUGGCAGAAAGCAAAAGUGAAUCCAAACAGCAAAAUAUAAUGACUAUUAAGAAGAGCCAAGAAUCUUUUCAAGUCCUUGCAUCAAAAGAAGAGGUAGAAUCAACUCAAGACAAGGAGGUUAAGAAGAAAAAGAAAAAGAAGAAGAAAUCCAAGUCAUUAGAUAAUGCAAACAACACUGUACAUAAGGAAGACAGCACAGUUAGCCUGAAGAAUAGUCCAGACACAUCUCAUCAUGAUGCCAAGCAAGACAUGAAGGAUGCCAAUGGUCAUGGGAGUGAAAUUAACUCCCAUAAUUCACAAGCCAUUGAUGUUGAUAUUAAGAAAAAGAAGAAAAAAAAAUCUGUCAAUAAGACUUCCAAUGUCAUUUUGUUAAGUGACAACAGUGAGCAGUCUUGUCCUGAGAGCAACAGCCACCUGAAUGCAAGUAAUGCAAAACUUAAAAAGAACAAAAUCAAAAGUGAGAAUGGUGAUGUAGACAUAAUUGAAAUAGAAGAUAACAUUGGAAUUUCUGCUUCUAAACAGGAAUCUGAAGAGGUGGUUGCUGAAGACAGAACCAAGAAGGAAAAGAAAAAGAAAAAAAAGGAAAAUUUAUUGAAAGCCAAAGACAGCACUUCAGAUUCCAAAGUUAAGAUAGACAAACAAAUGAAUGGAGGAAAAUUCUUAAAGAUAAAAGAGAAUGAUGACAAAGAAGAACUAAUUUUUGAUGGUGAUGAAGAGUGUAGUGAAAGUUUCAAGAAAGAUUUGGGUGAUCUCUUAUCUAGUCUGAAUUUUAGCCAAAUGAAAACCCUAGAUUCAAGCAAAGUUGGAAAAAAAAGCAAAGGGAAAAGUAACAAUGUUGAUGACAAUGAUGAUGAAUUUGAGAUGAGCAGUAGACAAGAAUUUCCUCCUACAAAAAAAUGUAAAAGAUCAAUGGACAAGGACAAUGAAGAUGAAAAAAAAAAUAAUGGUUUAGUAAAGAAGAAGAAUGAGAGUGCCAAAACAAAUCAAAAGAAAUUAAACAAUAGACAAGAUUCAAAUGAAAGUCAAACUCCUAAAUCACCUGUCAAAAAAAAGGCUAAAUUUAACAAAGAAAGAGUGGCAAGGUUGCUGGAAGAAGCAGCAAAGAUAGAGAGGGAGAAACAGAGUAGUACCCCCUCUACGCCAAUUGACUCACUCAAGCACAAGAUGGAAGAGAGACUAAUGGCAGCCAGGUUCAGGAUGGUCAAUGAGGAACUCUAUACCAGAAGCAGCAGUGAGGCACAGCAGCUCUUCAAGAAGGAUCCUGCAGCCUUUGACGCUUACCACCAUGGUUACCAGUCACAGGUCCGCCAGUGGCCUGUUAACCCCUUGGAUUUAAUCAUCAAAUGGCUCAGUAAAAAGCCCAAGGAGUGGGUGGUUGCUGACAUGGGAUGUGGAGAGGGAACACUGGCCCAGCGUGUGCCCCAAAGCUGUGUUCACUCCCUCGACCUGGUGGCAGCGAAUUCCCAGGUAACAGCAUGUGACAUGGCCCACACACCCCUGUCAGCAGCUUCUGUGGAUGCAGUGGUGUUCUGCCUCUCCCUAAUGGGUACCAACCUCAAGGACUUCAUGAUGGAAGCCAACAGAAUUUUGAAAGCAGGAGGUAUCAUGAAGAUAGCUGAGGUAGAGAGUCGAUUUGGAGAUGUGAAGGAGUUUGAAAAACAUCUGGCAAAGUAUGGCUUUCACUGCACAGCUAAAGAUACUUCUCACCAGUACUUCUUUCUUUUUGACUUUAAGAAAACCCACAAGCUCAAGAAGACAAUAAGUUUGCCAGACAUUUUCUUAAAGCCAUGUUUGUACAAAAAGAGAUGAGCCUCCACUUAUGGUUGAGGUCUUGUUGUGUACAUGACAGUUCAGGUACAGUACAUCUUAUAGUUACUGUAUUGACUCCUUAGUACAUAUUUGUCUUUCUACAUGUGCCUUAUCAUUAAACAUUUCCUAGAUUAUGGGUACAUGGUUAUUGGCAUUUCUUUGCUUAACAUUGAGUGGGUGAUGGACAGAAAAAGUUCACAGUGAUGCAUACUAGUUGGCCUCUUGCUGCUGGAUUGCUUCAUGGGAAACCAGUUGGAAUCUUGAAGCAAUAGUGGCACAAAGUCCAGUUCAGCAGACAUUAGUGUGCAUACAACUGAUGUUUGAUUACAUAGCUCAUCACAUUCUUGCUGUGUUUGAAACUACAAAAACCUAAUCUUUGUCAGAUCAACCUUUUAAAGUCCCAGAAACCAAUCUUUACUGGGUAGCAUUCUCAGUAAAGAAUAGCAAAAAAAAAAAAAA
Messenger RNA from Portunus trituberculatus (swimming crab), 2770 nucleotides. Its product is annotated as 25S rRNA (adenine-N(1))-methyltransferase-like. Gene Ontology annotation, molecular function: methyltransferase activity. Lineage: Eukaryota; Metazoa; Arthropoda; Malacostraca; Decapoda; Portunidae. Gene Ontology annotation, biological process: rDNA heterochromatin formation; regulation of transcription by glucose; cellular response to glucose starvation. Bases 44 to 2311 code for a protein of 755 amino acids. The record is from RefSeq and is a predicted model, not a curated record. The transcript has 5 exons. Gene Ontology annotation, cellular component: nucleolus; chromatin silencing complex; rDNA heterochromatin.